Aspergillus melleus is the source of this 1635-nucleotide messenger RNA. RefSeq lists its product as uncharacterized. Lineage: Eukaryota; Fungi; Ascomycota; Eurotiomycetes; Eurotiales; Aspergillaceae. The transcript has 4 exons. The record is from RefSeq and is a predicted model, not a curated record. The coding region runs from base 1 to 1635 and encodes 544 amino acids.
AUGGAUUCUUCUGACUGCUCUGUCGGUCUGGGAAUGGCUGAUGGCCCAUCUGCCGUUGGCACCCAAGGAGAUGAUAUGUUCCCUCAUACUUACCACUCCUCCGUCUGCAAAGACCAGAUUUUCGACCAAGGAAGGAUCAAGGAUCACAUUGAUCUGCUGGCCCCAGUGAAGUCUGAACAGGAAUGUGAAGAGACUUCUUUGGCUCCCAUUGUCGCAGGUCGCGCCUUGAAUAUCCCUUCCAGCGUGCCAAACGGAGGUAAAAGAAUGUUUCCAAAGUUACAGCAGUAUGGCCUGUUGGCAGGGCUUGCUCCGAACAUGGAGUCUCAGAGCCAAGAUGGGGAAAGAGAUAUCCGCACUGCACUUGGCGAUCCCCGCGUCUUCUUCAAUGUCACUUCGCCCUCGAGCACCUUCAUCUGCGGCUCGCAGGGCUCUGGGAAGAGUCAUACUUUGUCUUGCAUGCUUGAGAAUUGCCUAAUCCCUUCGAAGGCUGGAUGUCUUGAGCGUCCGUUGACAGGACUUGUCUUCCAUUAUGAUGCGUUCAUCAGCGAUACCAUGGGCUCUCCCUGUGAGGCGGCUUAUUUGUCGUCGAAUCCCAAUGUCAAAGUGAGGAUUCUAUGCUCACCUACUAACAUUCAGUCCGUCAAGUUCGCCUACUCGCGGCUCAAGAACGUUGAAGUCGAGCCCCUUCAGAUCGACGAAUCAGACCUCAAUACUCAGAGAAUGCUUGACCUCAUGGCUGCUAGUCAAGGUGAUGGCCCCAUGCCACUCUACAUGCACACUGUGCUGCGGAUCUUGAGGGAACUUCGCAUUGAGCAGCAGGGGACUGGAAUGGGCUUCAAUUACGAGAAGUUCAAGAGCCGCCUGCUCGAUUCCAACUUGACCAUCGCGCAGACUGAACCCUUGAAGCAGCGCCUUGAUACACUAGAAAGCUUCCUGUCGAAGCCUCAGAUUGGGCUCAGUGGUCAUGGCAAAAGCAAGAAGAAGGUUGAAAGGCGAGGCUCGGUUUGGGACCCCGUGCCUGGUCGGUUGACCAUUGUUGAUCUGUCCUGUCCAUGCAUCACGCCGGAUACUGCUUGUGCGCUAUUCAACAUCUGUUUGGGCAUCUUUCUGGAGCAGGAUCAGUCAGUUGGUCGUGUGGUUGCGUUAGAUGAAGCACACAAGUACAUGAAUUCAUCCGCCGAGGCAAGCGCAUUCACAAACACCCUCUUGUUGGUUGUCAGGCUGCAGCGUCAUCUCGGAGUCCGGGUCAUCAUCUCGACUCAGGAACCCACGAUUUCCACUGCUCUGCUGAAUCUGUGCUCUGUUACCAUAGUUCACAGAUUCACCUCCCCAGAAUGGCUGCGGAUUCUCCGUCACCAUCUCGCUGGUGCUGUCGAUAACUGCUUCGCUCUUACGCCUGGUUCCGAAAAUGAGCUUGACGACCACCCUGAGGAAGGCGAGGCAGAAACGCUUUUUACGAAGAUCGUGCGCCUCGGUGUUGGACAAGCGCUGCUGUUUGCUCCGAGUGCUACUGUCAGAACUACUGUAGCCGAUGAUGGCAAGGUGACGAUCCAUCAGUUGGGUGCUCAGCAUUUGACUAUCAAAGUCCGAGCCAGAUUGACUGAUGAUGGUGGAAAGAGUGUUCUUUCGAUGUGA